ACACAGUGCCAGUCUGUCUGCGGCGCUCUCAUUCACACUUCUCCUGCUCUCCUCUCUGGUCUUAUGUCCGCCUCUUACUUGCCUGCCUGCCGCCCCCCUCCCAGCUUUCCCCUCCUACCGCUUGGACUGCAGCAGCCUCUCCUCUGCCUCUUGUCUUUCUCCCAGCAGCCUCUGCAGGUGAAGGAUCUCCCUCCGGUGAGAAGCCACACUCCCCUCGGCAGCCCUCUCCAGCACGGCCAGCCUGCUCGACGCUUGCCUGCGGUACACCUGCGUGCACACACACACACACACAGGGAUGUCAUGCCGAGUGUGGCAAUGAGCGAGGUGGAUUUACAUGAAGGACAGCGCGGUGCACAGAUCUGGAGAGAAGGAGGAGGAGGGAGAGGGGGGCUCGCAGCCGCUGGGACAAGAACAUGACUUGAAGAUGAGCUGUCCUCCGGGGGAAUCUGAAGAGAAAGAGUCUCCAUCGUCUGAGGAAUUGGAGUGUAAGAUCUGUUACCAGCGCUACAAUGUUCACAACCGCAAGCCUAAGAUCUUGGACUGCCUGCACCGCGUGUGUGGCCGCUGUCUCAUUAAAAUCCUGGACAAUGCUGACGCGGCAGGCUCGGUCCCCUGCCCAUUUUGUCGCCACCAGACCGAAGUCACAGAGUAUGAGGUGUCAGCGCUUCCAGACGACUCGAACAUCAUGUCCCAUUUGGCAUGUAGGGAUAAAUCCACCAGCUCAGAUCUCAACAGGGAAGUAGUCCUGACUCCAAAAAGCUUCUCCUCCUCCAGUCCUUCUCAAGAGUCAUCUAACUGUCUGGUCAUCACAAUUAUGGAGGUGCCCAGAAACUCCAGAUCUCCAAGUCGCAAUGGAAGCUCUGAUGUUUACGCCGAACAAAGUCUGGACUCGCUUUCAAUUGGGUCUAAUGGGACAGCUGAACAGGACGCAUUGUCAAAGUUGUGUAAUCAUGUACCACGUAUACUUGUCUGGCUGCUGGGGUUCUUAUAUUUUGGGUCGUUGCCAUUAGGGAUCUAUUUAUUGGUGAUUCAGAGAGUAACACUGGGCAUUGUGUGUGUGAGCCUGGUGCCCUCGAGCCUUACUGUAUGUCUAGUUUAUGGCUUUUGUCAGUGUCUAUGUCAAGGCAUGUGUGAUUGCUCCACUAGAAGUCAAUAAUAAUCACUGAAGUAAUCAAAUCCAGGUGUUGUUAGUGAUGGGACUUCCUGUAGACAAUGUUUAGUUUGGCCGACCGGACUGAACCAACAAAUCCCAUAUAUACUCUUUAAAAUGUUGUGAUAGCCCAUAUGACACUGUGGUCGCAUUUUAAAAGUAGUUUUUUCUUACUAAUUGGAUUAUAACUGCAGUUAAGAUGACAUAAACCUGAUCCAAGAAAUACAAUUUAGAUUUUUAUGUGUAUGUAUGUUUGUUGUGUUUUUGUGUUGACAUAAUACAAAUCCAUGAAAUUGUGAUAAUCUAUGUGCAAUUUACGUCUGUACCUCUUUAGGGUUAAAUGAGUCAUUUUUAUCCAAGGGACUUUAUAUAUUCAAAUGUUCAGCCUAACUUGUGUAAUACAUCUGUCUUUUUUAAGCGUGCACAUGUUAUCUGAAGAGCAUUCUCCACAUUGGAACAAAUAACUGGUUGAUAAUGUGAGCGGUAAAUUGCUGCCCACAAAAGUGCCAAAGUGCUCUGUUCGCCUCAAAUACACAGUUUGGCUUGUUAAAAGUCAAGAUGGCGACAUUUAGUUGUCAAAACAGAUAUUUACACCAGCUAAAAACAGUAAUAAUCAUCGCGAUUUCUGCAGCUGCACAACUGUGACCAAUCAUUCCUAAAAUACAGUAAUUAAUUUAUACAAAGUGUAGCAAUAAGUGUUCUGACUCAGCAAGAGGCAAUCCAUAAUAAAGCAUAGGCCAUUCUAAACCUCAUCUGUAUGUUUAACAAAAGCAAAGUCCAAUGUUAACUGUGUUGCUGUGUAUUUUUUGAAACUGUUCAUUGAAUGAGAAAUGGUGACAUGCUUUGUGCUCUAAAUGUUGAAUAGAGACUUUGU
Molecule: messenger RNA, 2024 nt
Organism: Periophthalmus magnuspinnatus
Lineage: Eukaryota; Metazoa; Chordata; Actinopteri; Gobiiformes; Gobiidae
Exons: 2
Coding region: 335-1156 (273 amino acids)
Molecular function (GO): metal ion binding
Source: RefSeq, a predicted model, not a curated record